Messenger RNA from Gasterosteus aculeatus aculeatus (three-spined stickleback), 898 nucleotides. It is a transcript of the gene eef1akmt2, whose product is annotated as EEF1A lysine methyltransferase 2. Gene Ontology annotation, cellular component: cytoplasm. Gene Ontology annotation, molecular function: protein-lysine N-methyltransferase activity. Lineage: Eukaryota; Metazoa; Chordata; Actinopteri; Perciformes; Gasterosteidae. The record is from RefSeq and is a predicted model, not a curated record.
GGGUCAGCACGGAAGACGCUACGGGAGGCGUGGAAGUGAAACGUGGGAACAUGUCGGACCCGGAGGACGACGACGACAGCUCCUCGGAUACCGAUUUUGAACCUUCACAACUCGGAACGAAAGAAUAUUGGGAAGAUGUCUAUCAAAAAGAACUGGAGACAUUUACAGACAUCGGAGAUGUUGGUGAGAUAUGGUUUGGUGAGGAAAGCAUGAGCCGUGUGCUGCGAUGGAUGGACAGAGCUAAGAUCCCAGCAGAGGCUGCCAUUCUGGACAUUGGCACUGGAAAUGGAGCCUUUCUAGUUGAACUGGCUAAACACGGACGCAGGAAUCUGACUGGCAUAGAUUAUUCUCUAGCGUCUGUAGAAUUGGCCAGAAACGUUCUGUCGGGCGAGGACUUGUCGGAUGUCACUGUAAAGGAGGUGGAUUUCUUAAACUGCCACGGCGAGCUAAAGGGUUUCGACGUCUGCAUCGACAAAGGCACGUUCGAUGCAAUAAGCUUGAACCCGGACAGCUCGAAGGAGGACAAAAAACUCUAUGUCCAAGCGCUAAAAGAUGCUCUCAAGGACAAGGGAUUCUUCGCAAUAACUUCUUGUAACUGGACAAAAGAGCAGCUGCUGGACCGAUUUUGUGAUGGGUUUGAGUUUGUGGAGGAGUUGCCGACACCAAGCUUCCAUUUUGGAGGCAAGAAGGGCAACAGCGUGACAGCCCUCAUCUUCAAACGGAUGUAUUGAUUCACAUGUGCCUCAAGGAGGCUUUCUCUUGCUUGCUUUCUGUUUAUCUCUGCAAUUCAUAAUUACUGAAAUAUCAUUUUAUAACACUGCAUCCACUUUUACAAGAUAUGUCUGUAACAAAUUAAAUUCCCUUUGAAAUAAAUGUUGUUUUGGUUUUGUUCCUGUCA